Molecule: messenger RNA, 1179 nt
Organism: Arthroderma uncinatum
Lineage: Eukaryota; Fungi; Ascomycota; Eurotiomycetes; Onygenales; Arthrodermataceae
Product: ribosome biogenesis protein BRX1
Exons: 2
Coding region: 1-1179 (392 amino acids)
Biological process (GO): ribosomal large subunit assembly; rRNA processing
Cellular component (GO): nucleolus
Molecular function (GO): rRNA binding
Source: RefSeq, a predicted model, not a curated record
AUGGCUUCUGUUUAUAAAUCGCUUUCGAAACGGAAGAAGAAUGAUGUUUCCAGGGAUGAUGACGACAAUGAGGACAUGGACGUUGACAUGAUGGAGGAGUUUGACGACGAGGUCAGCAGUGACGGCGACGAGGACGAGGAAAUAUCAGACGAAGAUGAUCUAGAGGAUGAGGAGGAGGAUGGUGAAGAUGAAGAUGGCGCCGUAAAGACGACGCCAAAGAAGAGCCCACAAUCGCAAAAGAAUCCCUCUUUUAUGCCUAAAACUAGAGUUCUAGUGCUUACCUCGAGAGGUGUUUCGUACAGACACCGUCACCUUGUUACCGACCUUACCGCCCUCCUCCCACACACGUAUAAAGAAAGCAAACUCGACACCAAAAAAUCUCAAGGAUACAACUUUCUCCUCAACUCACUCGCCGAUCUCCAUUCUUGCAAUGUAGUCUUUUUCCUCGAGGCGCGCAAACAAGGUCAGGAUCUAUACCUGUGGCUCUCACGGCCUCCAAACGGACCCACCAUCAAAUUCAGCGUCACCAAUUUACAUACCAUGGGCGAACUGGGUACCGGAUUCGCUGGUAACUGUCUCAAGGGUGGGCGAGGAAUUGUCGUCUUUGACCCAUCCUUUGAUGAUAACGUUGUUCUACAAAAGGGAAAUGAAUGGAGGGGUUUGGUCAGGGAAAUGCUACGAAGCGUUUUCAGCGUGCCAAAGCGAGGCGUUAGAGGGAUGAAGCCCUUUAUCGAUCGAGUGAUUGGUAUAUUCGCCGUGGAUGGGAAAAUAUGGAUCCGCGUUUACGAAAUUAGGGAGACAGAUGUGGCUACCGCCACUAAGAAGGCCGAAGAGGAGCUUGAAAAGGCUGCGAAAGAAAAGAAGAAGAAAUCAAAGGGCACCAGCGCCACCAAGGGCGGGCCUGAAAUCUCUCUAGUGGAAAUUGGGCCACGAUUUGUCUUGACACCCAUCGUGAUCUUAGAAGGAAGCUUUGGUGGACCGGUUAUCUAUGAAAAUCGCGAAUAUGUUAGCCCUAACCAGGUUCGUCGUGAGAUUCGCAUUAAGAAGGCCACUCGAUACACCGCCAGAAGGACGGGACAGAUUGAUAGAAAUGUCAAGAAGACGGAGCUAGGACUUAAUACUGAGGGAUCAAAAGACAAGAAGGUGGAUGAGCUCGAUUCAAGGGUCUUGUUCGCAUAG